CUCAGUUAUCAGCGAGGAAACUUCAAAAUCGAUUCGUCCAUCUGUAACCUGAAGGUCCACCCCUCGCUGUAGUGCUAUGAGCUGCGGUCGGUCUCAUGUCAUAUGCGAUAGGAACAGAGCCGCUGGUGUGAAGGGGAAUUUUUAACGCAAGUUACUUACAGUCAACUGUGUUGAAAACAUUUCCAUUAUGCCUCUCCGUGUGGUGAUGCAAGGGCCCGGCCCCUGGGGAUUUCGGCUGGUUGGGGGAAAGGACUUCGAACAGCCGCUGGCUAUUUCCCGGGUUAACCUUGGCAGUAAGGCGGCCCAAGCCAACCUGUGCAUGGGGGAUAUAAUCUUGGCCAUUGAUGGAGAACCAACAGAAAACAUGACUCACUUGGAGGCGCAGAAUAAGAUCAAGGGGUGUGAUGAGGAAAUGGUGCUGUCCAUAGACAGGUCAGAAGCUAAGUUGUGGUCGCCGCUUUCAUCUGAGGAAGGGAAGACUCAUCCGUACAAGAUGAAUCUUGCAUCAGAGCCACGGGAAGUUAAGCCCAUCGGUUCGACACAUAACAGGAGUGCCCUGCCUUUUAAUGCCUCUGGCUCAAAAGUUGUGACCAACCAGUACAACAGCCCAUCUGGUCUGUACUCUUCAAAGAAUAUCAAGGACUUUAACUCUGCUGUGGAUGAAGUUAAAACUGCAGCUGCAGCUAAUGACCCCAACAGCAAAGCUCCAUCAGAUCCAUCAGCAGCGGGAAAACAGCCGCCUGUGGCAGCAAAUUCAGAAGUUUACAAGAUGCUGCAGGAGAACCAAGAGUCUGAUGAGCCACCAAGACAGUCUGCAUCAUUCAAGGUGCUUCAGGAAAUUCUCGAAACAGAUGACUCAGAUAAACCGUCGGGCUUCAGGAGUGUGAAAGCACCUACGACAAAGAUGGGAUCGUCAGUGGGGAACACAGAGAAAUUGCCUACCUGUGACAAAUGUGGAUCUGGGAUUGUUGGGAUGCUGGUGAAGCUGAGGGACAAGUUCCGUCACCCUGAGUGCUACACCUGCACAGACUGCAACGUCAACCUGAAACAGAAGGGACAUUUCUUUGUGGAAGACCAGAUUUAUUGCGAGAAGCAUGCACGCGAGCAUGUUACGCCACCUGAGGGCUAUGAUGUGGUUACUGUCUUUCCCAAGUAGGGGGCUUAUUGAGCCUCGCUUCGGACUGCACACCCCUGUAGUACACAAUGUUUAACAUUUAUCUCAAGAUACUUGUGAGACUAUAAAAUGGUUCUCGGCCACAUAAUGCUUCAGUACUGUCACUGGUAGGCAGAGUAAAGAGCUACGUGCUUGAAAAUGUUGAUUUGCACAUUGAGUUUGAUCCAAAUAUUACAAUAGAUCUGUGUUUCUCUCAAAACAUAAUUGCUGUUAGUGUUAGCUGUGUCAUGUUCUUUGUACACGUUUGGUGUUUUCUCAAUCAUGAAAACAGUGAAAAGGAUACUUGUCAACCCCUUGAAAAAACUCACUUUUUUUAAACAUAUUUUUAUUCAAUAAAUACACUUUUAUACAACAAAAUAGUACAAAACACGCUAAAAUAUCAUUGUACAUUAAAUAUUUUAGCUUUAAAAUUCAUGUCUUGUCUAUAUUGAUUGUGAUUAAAUGUCUUUUGAAACAUGG
Molecule: messenger RNA, 1633 nt
Organism: Melanotaenia boesemani (Boeseman's rainbowfish)
Lineage: Eukaryota; Metazoa; Chordata; Actinopteri; Atheriniformes; Melanotaeniidae
Gene: pdlim1
Product: PDZ and LIM domain 1 (elfin)
Exons: 7
Coding region: 188-1156 (322 amino acids)
Biological process (GO): muscle structure development; actin cytoskeleton organization; heart development
Cellular component (GO): filamentous actin; adherens junction; Z disc
Molecular function (GO): muscle alpha-actinin binding; actin binding
Source: RefSeq, a predicted model, not a curated record